AUGUUGAUGCUUUUUACAUUUGGUAAGGAACGUCCAAAUCACCUUUCCACAAUGCGAAAAUUAAAAGGGGUUGUUAAAGAAACCGCCAAACGUGAAAGAAAGCAGGAGUUUGCAAAAAUGCGGCAACAGAUGCACACUAUUGUUUUACCAACCUUCGCUGUGAUCUUCCUUCUCAUAUGUGUUUAUGUUUAUUUUAAAACUAGACCAGCUGCAAUGCAAUAUGCG
Molecule: messenger RNA, 225 nt
Organism: Brenthis ino (lesser marbled fritillary)
Lineage: Eukaryota; Metazoa; Arthropoda; Insecta; Lepidoptera; Nymphalidae
Source: the annotation of a GenBank genome assembly